Messenger RNA from Beauveria bassiana ARSEF 2860, 2148 nucleotides. RefSeq lists its product as uncharacterized. Lineage: Eukaryota; Fungi; Ascomycota; Sordariomycetes; Hypocreales; Cordycipitaceae. Bases 1 to 2148 code for a protein of 715 amino acids. The record is from RefSeq and is a predicted model, not a curated record. The transcript has a single exon.
AUGAAAGGUCUCAUGCCACUUACACUGUCUGCCUCAGCCUCGAGUUACACAAGCUCGACUUUUCCUCAAGACAGCUUGGAGCAGAGAAUCGACGACUACUUACCCGAACUGCUCGCCCGCGAUUUAGAACUUGGCAGUGACAUAUUCGCUGCCAAAAGCAUGACUGCCGGCGCGCCUUCACACUCGGUCACCGCCGAGUACAUGGCGCGAGCCAAGGCGUCUGGGCGAUUGACUAAUCGACUCGAAAUGGCCUGGGAGUAUCAACCAGCAUCCUCUCGGGUCCAAGUCUUGGGAUCUAUUGAAGAACGGGAUUCAAUUGCAACUUUUCUCGAGCGGCAGAGUCAGCAGCAUUAUCUCCACAACGAAUAUCCAGAUCUAUCCGACGUUGAAAGCUUCUCCAGUGAGGACAAUUCAUCCGGCAUGCCCCCGCCAUCGUUUCGAUACCACCGAAACAUGUCCAUAGUUACAGAGGCUACGUCCUUGACCGAUUCAGUAUGGAAACCAUCUCCGCAGCCUUCACCGCGGCCUCUAGAACCUUCCCGCUGCAACUGGAUCGACGGCGACUCGGACGAGGACUCUGAAAUUGACCAAGAAUCGGUCUUUGGGCAAGAAGGACAGGAAAAUCCUUCACCAAGACCGCCUACGCCAUUCAGAGUGGUGAACAAUGAAAGCCCUCUACUCAAUUGCGAAGAAUCCGCUGCCGCGGCCCGCCGCCGAUUUCUUCACAGAAAGUCGCAUUCACUUACUGAAGUCCCGACCAGUGAAGCAUUCAUACGGGCAGUGAGAUUGAGACAUGCCGCAGGAGAUUUACUGCCCACUAAGCCGGCUGAUGGCACAAACACGAUUACACAAGAGUUUCAGCGAGACACAUUGCCGGGCCACCUGAACGCCGAGCAACCAGGCCGCGCCUCACCCGUCCCUCAAUCAACACCACGAGUUGUUGAGCAAAAACAUCGCCAAAGAAAAUCGCGAUCGACCGAAGAGGGCCUCAGAAGACGACCACGCACCGCUGCCGCUGCCAGCGCUUGCCCACCGGCACCUCGACUGGAAUCACCUCCAAUGAGCGAAAGCUGUGCUUCCGAGACAGAGUCUGAGCAAGACAAUGUGUAUAGCACAAAACGACCAAUUCAGAGGGGCCUCAACGAGACGGACUACUCUAGAACAACUCCUCCAGAGUCGCCGCGUCGCAAUUUUGUGACAUUGGCGCACUCGGCGGCGCCGUAUGUCCUCAACUUUGGGGGCGACGAGCUCGCAAGAGUAGUGCCGCUGCCGCCGGAUGUGAUUGAGACGCUGCGAGUCUCGGUGGCGUGCUUCCCCGAGACAAUUCUUCUCUCGUCUAGCCUAACCAUUGAUACGAUUCGAUCGUACUCGAAGAAGAUGAGACACCCCGAGACAGACUUUAUGAGACUCUCAUCUCCCGAAGAAAGCGCCAAAAAGUCACUCUGGAGCAAGGUGAAUCCCCUCAAGAGAGCAGCGUCGUCAAAGAAUCUACGACACAACGCCCUGCACUCGGCCAAUGAAAGCCGCGCCGGCAGCAUCGGUGGCGCGGACGCGCAAAAGGCCUGGAGCGCAAUACAAAAUGUCUUUGGCACAUGCUCCGAGUACAUUUGCGAUGCCCUCUUUGCCCACAUCAUGGCAUACAACUACGUGUCGGCGCUGCUUGCUCGAAGCGCCGCCACAUCCACGUCAGCCUCGUCGAGCCUCGUCAGGCGCCACCCAAGCUGCCGCCGCGUGGGCGGUCCAUCGGCGGCCGACCAGAAGCAGGACGACAUUCCUAAAAAGGCUGCGUCCCUUCUCGGCCUGGGCAGCCACGGCAUUGAGCCUGCCGGUGCGGGAGCGCGCCAAACCCCCCGCCUCGCCCGACGCACCAGCAACAUGACCAUGACGGCGUCGUCGCACUCGCGCCCCUGGUCGCGCGACGAGCUACUGCCCUGCCAACUGGCCCCGAGUGCGGUACACGAAGCCCCCGUGCGCACCGUGCACGAGGGCUUGUACAAGUGCAUUGUGCGACUCAUCGCCACGGCCCGUCUCAUGUCUGCGAGUGGACGGACAGAGGCGCCCAUCACCGAGGCCGACGCCACCGAUGCGGACGCCCUGUUUCUGAGAAGUCUCUGCGAGAUUGUGCGACUUGUCGAGGAGACGCCGUAA